AUGGCCGUGGCAUUUCAUGUUGGAGCGCUGGUGAUGCUUCAAGCGAUGCUCACAAUCUCAACCUUCGCACCGGAAAGGGAGGAUCUUAACUUGCUCUCAGUCAAAACAGUUCAAGUGAGUCAUGCCGCCAAUGGAGCUGCAGGCUCGUCGAUUUGUAAGAUCGCCCUGGAGGAACAUGUCGGUUUCAAGCGUGUUUGGAAAUACUCCAAUGGAGAGCCGCCAGUAGAGUGGUGGCAAAACCUGGAAGACUUGGAAGACUUGGCAGAUAGGCGAAUUGCCGAGACCCGGGUCAAAGUCGCACAAAAUUACGGAGUUGACUUCAUGAUCCUGUCGAUAACCGGUAGUACCCAAGACAUGAAAGACGUCUCCGACGGCACAUCCGUUAAGAAAUUCAAGCAAUGGAACAGGAAGUUCUUCAAACAGAUCAGUGCAGCCAACGAUGCCUCAGGCAAACCUCACCUUGGCGGAUUUUGCAUCCUUCCACUGUGGGAUCCACAGGCAUCAAUCUCACAAUUUGCAGACUGCUUGAAGCUAGGGUCGCUCGGAGCUUUGAUCAAUGGCUAUGACACGUCAAACACAGGCGGUGAUUUCAACUACUACAUUACCAAGGAGUAUGAUCCAUUCUGGGCCUUUGUCGAGAAAUCCGGCAAGCCCAUCUACUUGCAUCCUCGUGAGGCGGAGUCGAAAGGGUUUUUUACACAAUUUCCAGAGAUGCGCGUGUCACCAUGGGGCUUUCAUGUCGAGACUGCGGAGCAUGUUCUCCGCUUCAUUCUCGCUUCUUCGACAAGUUUCCAAAUCUGA
Messenger RNA from Symbiodinium natans, 801 nucleotides. The record is from the annotation of a GenBank genome assembly. Lineage: Eukaryota; Dinophyceae; Suessiales; Symbiodiniaceae.